AUGUUCGGGAUUUUGCGAACACGCACCUCUUGGUUUGUACUAACAUCCAACACGGUUGAGCGGACGACAGUCUUGGCCAGUGUUGCAAAACGACGUCCUGAACUCGACAAAUGGUUCCGCUUGUCGAAAUGUUUCAUGUUCAACAUUUACGUUGAGUUCCUGGAUCUUUGGUCGACCAAGGCAGGGAUGAUCAUUAUCUUUCAACCUCAUUUUGGCAAUCCAAGCGCUGGAUGGUGGUUAUAUGCUAUCACCAUACGUCUACCAAUCUCCAAUGAUCCCACUUGGUGGCCAGCCAUCAGUGCGUAUCGUGUUUGCAGCUAUUUUGCAGUUGCCGCCUUCGUUGGAGUAACAUAUGAUUGGGCACUAACAUUUGGGCAAGAGGUCGAAUUGAUCUGGGUGCGCUACCUUGGAAUCCUAUCUGCUGUGCAAGUGUUCCGACCAUCUCAGCUGACAGAUACAAUGCUGGAUUACAUCAUAUGGGAUUGGAUGGCUGUUGUGGUAUUUGCGAUGCUGUGGGUGAUCAUCAUCACUCGGUUGCAUGCCAUGUAUCAACGAGACAGAAAGAUCCUGAUAUCUCUCGUUGUCACCUUCCUGGCGAUCAACACUUUUGAUGGAGUGAACGCCGUAAUGACAACGAUGUAUACUUCAGCAGGACAUACCCUAGUUCUGGAUUCUGUUGCUUGGAUAUUCACCAUUGUGUGGGAGGUCCUCGCACUAUGUCUCGCAGUCUGGAUUGCGGUAAAACACUUCUGUGAACUGCGAUUACAUUCGGCAGGAGGGAUUAUGGGUGACUGUUUUACGGUGUUGAUGAAAACUCACGUGGUUUACUUUGCGAGGGUAGAACAUGAUAGCUUUCUUGCUGUUUCUUGCUUCGAGCUCAUCCUUGAUUUCUCUCCAACAUUAUUAAUGGACCAAAAUCUCGUAGAAAGUCAGACUUUUUUCGGCUUGGUUCAGAUUUUCUCAGUGGUGCAGAUGUUUGUGCUGGGACCACGCCUGAUCCUUGGCAUCCGAGAAUAUAAUGCUAAGCUAGUGGCUGACUCCGACGCAGCAUCCCGCAUGACCUCCAUUGCUUUCCAAGAACGUGUGCAUAUAUCGACUAGCAGUGGUCUUGACAUUGACAAGGUUUCAACUAAUGUCCUGGAUAUCUCUGCUGUACCAACGAAGGAAAGCAGUGUACAGAACGGGAAAGUCGAGGAGCAAGAGAUGUUUAUAGGCGAUGUCACCAGAACGUUAGAUGCAAGUUUCUAUUUGCUCCCGCUUCUCAUCUUCGAGGACAACUCGUGA
Molecule: messenger RNA, 1284 nt
Organism: Suillus discolor
Lineage: Eukaryota; Fungi; Basidiomycota; Agaricomycetes; Boletales; Suillaceae
Exons: 16
Coding region: 1-1284 (427 amino acids)
Source: RefSeq, a predicted model, not a curated record